Talaromyces stipitatus ATCC 10500 is the source of this 762-nucleotide messenger RNA. RefSeq names its product lung carbonyl reductase, putative. The coding region runs from base 1 to 762 and encodes 253 amino acids. The record is from RefSeq and is a predicted model, not a curated record. The transcript has 3 exons. Lineage: Eukaryota; Fungi; Ascomycota; Eurotiomycetes; Eurotiales; Trichocomaceae.
AUGUGUGCCAUGAUCAUGUCAGGUGAAUUCCAAGGAAAGACAAGUCACUGCAUUGAAAUUGGCUGCUGGUGGAGCUUGGCUCUUUGCGAUGACUUGACUGGCCUGACAACCUUUAUUCAAGAGCUACAAGGCGACCAUCACAAGACAUACAUAACAGACCAUCUAUUCGGUUGCGCUGGCAUAAAUCCUAGAUUUUGUCUACUGCGAGACAGAACAGAUGCCAUGUGGGAUAGACUAGUAGGCACAAACCUGCGGGAACCAUGCAACAUGACUAGAGCAUGUAUCCCUCAUUUAUCAUCGGGUUCAGCGAUUGUGAACGUAUUUUCGACGGCAGGUAUGCAUGCAUCCGCAGGACUGGUAAUUUAUAAUACAACGAAUUUCGUCAUUAUCGGCUUCUUUAAGGCAAUGACGCAAGAAUUAGGACCGAGAGGCAUUUGGGUCAAUGCAUUUGCUCCUGGAUCUAUUGAGACUCCGACAAAUAUGGUGGUUGUGGAGGGUGAAGCUGCCGUAGCAAAGGCUGAGAAGGAUAUUCCUUUAGGUCGGAUGGGGCUGGCGGAAGAGGCGACUGACACGGCGUGUUAUUUGUUAAGCGACAAGAAUUCAUUUAUAAAUGGUGCUGUCAUUGAGAUAUCUGGUAAGAUGUAUUUAUAUCAACAAACCUGUCUGUAUCCAUCAUUACAACCCAUUCUUCCCAGUGUAGCAAGUUUUGACAGUUAUCAACCCGGUAGCAUGCUUUUUGCCUAUCUAUUGGCUUUCGGGUAG